AUGGAUAAUGCCAAUUUUCCGCAGUUUCAGUUCGAUACUGAUUUUAGCGAGAUGGCAGACACUGAACAGGAGAUCACGCUCAUCUUUACGUCCCUUCUCUCAGAAACACAAUUGCUUACUGCCCCAGAAGCCGCUGCAAAGAUCAACGAUCUUUUCCCGCACCAACCUCACAAGGACGGGAACAAAAAAUCACCAGGAGGUUUCCUUGCCGCCUUUUGGGACAUUGCGUUCCAAAUCGCUGUCCAGCUUGACUACCGAACUCAACAAAUGCAAAAGUUCAUCUCUUUGAUUAAAGCCCUUCGUGAUCUGCCCAGUACUGCUAUCCUGGAGGACGGCCGGAGGUUAUGGCAGGACUUACCAGACCUGUCGCUUUUCUUUACUGAAAGAUGGAAUCAAGCGGGCAUUACGAAUCAAGCUACUAUUCCCCCUGAAACCAUUCAGCAUUGGAUCAACUUAAAUGGCCUAGCUGCAUAUCUCACGAUUGGAAAUCUCUAUGGAGGUUGGUACCGCGCGUUGGAAAGUAUCAAACUAGGCCUUGAGAACGGCAGCAGAAGAGAAGCUCAAACGAUCAUCGAGUGCUUCGCACAAGCAGCGGCGCCUUGGUUCAUUCUGUCGUCACAGCAGAUUUAUCACAUGUGCAGAGAGAAUGCGCUCCAAGACUCAAGUAUUCGGGGGAAUCUAUGGAAAGGGAGACCUGGGUUCAAUUUGGAGCGUUGGGCUUUUUGGCGAUCACGAUUUAUCGAGUUGAGAAAUCACUCGUUAGCGACUGAUGAGCUGAGGAGGGUUCUCGCGGAGGCCGAGGCUGCCAUGGAGAGAGUGAGCGAGUGA
Fusarium fujikuroi IMI 58289 is the source of this 828-nucleotide messenger RNA. RefSeq lists its product as uncharacterized. NCBI's taxonomy places the organism in Eukaryota, Fungi, Ascomycota, Sordariomycetes, Hypocreales, Nectriaceae. The record is from RefSeq and is a predicted model, not a curated record. The transcript is spliced from 2 exons. Bases 1 to 828 code for a protein of 275 amino acids.